AUGGGUCUUGGAGACACCAUUAAAGAAAAUAAUAAAGCAUCCAACCAAGAAAAUGCCAAUGCUAUGAUAUUCCUGCGUCAUCAUCUUGAUGAGGACCUGAAAAUUGAAUAUCUUACUAUUAAGGAUCCACUCGUUUUAUGGAAAAACUUGAAAGAAAGGUAUGACCACCUGAAGAUGGUCUUCCUCCCAAAAGCACGACACGAAUGGAUCAAUCUAAGGCUACAAGAUUUCAAAUCAGUUAUGAAGUAUAACUCUGAGAUGUUCAGAAUUACUUCUAUAUUGACACUAUGUGGAGAAAAAAUUAGUGAUUCUGAUAAGCUGGAAAAGACGUUCUCCACUUUUCAUGCCUCGAAUGUGCUCUAUGACAAAGAAUAUCGAGAGAAAGGUUUCAUAAAGUAUUGUGAUUUGAUUGCUCAUCUUCUUGUGGCUGAACAAAAUAAUGAUUUGCUGAUGAAAAAUCACGAGAAUCGACCUACUGGCGCUGCACCACUCCCCGAAGUGAAUGAGGUAUAUGCCCACUACUCUAGGCGUGGAAAAGGUCGUGGCCCCAGUCGUGGUCAUGAUAAUAGUCGUGGUCGUGAUAAUAGUUGUGGCCGUGGUCGUGAUAAUGGUCAAAGAAGAAAUUAUUUUCCUGGUGUUAAUCACUCUUCAAAGAAAAAUCACCACCAAAAGGGGAAAAAGAAGGAUGAUAGGCAUGAAGUGCCAGAAGCACGUGGCUCGUAA
This is a messenger RNA of Lycium ferocissimum, 723 nucleotides long. RefSeq lists its product as uncharacterized. Lineage: Eukaryota; Viridiplantae; Streptophyta; Magnoliopsida; Solanales; Solanaceae. Bases 1 to 723 code for a protein of 240 amino acids. The record is from RefSeq and is a predicted model, not a curated record. The transcript has a single exon.